Ictalurus punctatus (channel catfish) is the source of this 816-nucleotide messenger RNA. RefSeq names its product oxytocin-neurophysin 1. The record is from RefSeq and is a predicted model, not a curated record. The transcript has 3 exons. Lineage: Eukaryota; Metazoa; Chordata; Actinopteri; Siluriformes; Ictaluridae. Gene Ontology annotation, cellular component: extracellular region; secretory granule. Bases 17 to 565 code for a protein of 182 amino acids. Gene Ontology annotation, molecular function: neurohypophyseal hormone activity.
GGCGUUCGGUAUAAAUAUGGACGUUUCUGUGAACACGGACAAGACGGAGAAGCAGGAAAAGUCCAGUGAGAGUCAGAUCUCGGUUCAAGACGUGACAAUGGCAACACGGGUGCUCUCUCUCCUCUGUGCCUUCGCGGUUCUCUCGCUUUCCUCUGCGUGUUACAUCCAGAACUGCCCCAGAGGAGGGAAGCGUUCAUUUCCGGACGCCGCCCUCAGGCAGUGUAUGGCGUGCGGUCCUGGAGAUAAGGGCCGGUGUUUCGGCCCCGGCAUCUGCUGCGGGGAAGGACUGGGCUGCGUGAUCGGAUCUUCGGUGACGGCUCGCUGUAUGGAGGAAGAAUACCUGUCCUCGCCGUGUGAGGCUGGAGGAAAGCCGUGCGGACCUGACGAGGGUCGCUGCGCCGCACCCGGGGUUUGCUGCGACUCGGACGGCUGUACGCUGGAUUCAGACUGCGUGGACGGGAGUGAACAUGAAGACGUGGCUGAAAGGAAGAGCUUCCUGGGCGGGUCACGGGGAGAGCUGCUGUUGCAUAUCCUCCAUCCUGACAGGGCACGCAGUGCAUACUAACUCCUUCAACACACACACACACACACACACACACACACACACAAACACUCCCACAGUGUAGUACAGACAAGUAGAUCUGUUUAUGCACACGAUUUACUCUGAAACACACACAGACGAUGAGUUUAGGAGUUCCAGCUCGCUGAAUCUUCACCGUAUGCAGUAUGUUGAAAUGCUUAUAUGGAAAUAUGCACUGUACAUCUAUCUACAUAGAGUGUAAAUACAGUAUAUAGCCAAUAAAACUGUCAGCACUG